This is a messenger RNA of Cheilinus undulatus (humphead wrasse), 2922 nucleotides long. It is a transcript of the gene hs2st1a, whose product is annotated as heparan sulfate 2-O-sulfotransferase 1a. The record is from RefSeq and is a predicted model, not a curated record. Bases 423 to 1505 code for a protein of 360 amino acids. NCBI's taxonomy places the organism in Eukaryota, Metazoa, Chordata, Actinopteri, Labriformes, Labridae. The transcript has 7 exons. Gene Ontology annotation, molecular function: heparan sulfate 2-sulfotransferase activity. Gene Ontology annotation, cellular component: membrane.
ACAUCCAAUGGACUGGGUGGUAGUACUGUAGUAGUGUGUCCGUGGUGCGGUGGUGAACACACUGGAUGGGACAGGACAGCGCUACAUGGGGGACGCAGGCGACAGCAGCGGGUACCAGCAACCGUAGAGCCCAGAGAGACCAAUCCGCUCUUUGGAGAAAUCCCUUGGGCACUGCAGCGCUCUGUUAUUGGGAACUGAAUAAAUGAAAUCAAUGAGCCGAGCAUGAACACAUCGCUUUUCAGGUAACCGAGGGAUCUGGGAGAUAUCCACUCCAACACAGAGGGAGAGAGAGGGCCAUGCUCACACACUCAGCCGCUUUGUAAUCACCGUCGUCGGUCUGUGCGUGUCUGUGUAUAUGUGUGUUUCCAGUGUCUCCUCCUCCUCUGAGCAUGGACUGACCAAAUCCUUCUCUGGAUGAUUUGAUGGGGCUGCUCAGAGUCAUGAUGCCGCCCAAGUUGCAGCUUCUGGCGCUGCUGGCGUUCGCAGUGGCCAUGUUCUUCCUGGAGAACCAGAUUCAGAAGCUGGAGGAAUCCCGGGGAAAGCUCGAGCGAGCCAUCGCCAGACAUGAGGUGCGAGAAAUCGAGCAGCGGCACACGCAAGACGGCCUGCGGGAGCGAGACUCGUCCUCUUCAUUGUUGUCUGACAAUGAAGAUGACCUCGUCAUCAUCUACAACCGAGUGCCCAAAACAGCCAGCACCUCCUUCACCAACAUCGCCUACGACCUGUGUGGGAAGAACCACUACCACGUCCUGCACAUCAACACCACCAAGAACAACCCGGUCAUGUCCAUACAGGACCAGGUGCGAUUUGUAAAGAAUGUAACCGAGUGGAGGGAGAUGAAACCAGCUUUCUACCAUGGACACGUCUCCUUCCUUGACUUCACCAAGUUUGGGGUAAAGAGGAAGCCUAUCUACAUAAAUGUGAUCAGAGACCCAAUCGAGAGGCUUGUGUCUUAUUAUUACUUUCUGCGUUUUGGGGACGACUAUCGACCCGGCUUAAGACGCAGAAAACAGGGAGAUAAAAAGACGUUCGACGAAUGUGUAUCAGCCGGCGGCUCUGACUGUGCUCCUGAGAAGCUCUGGCUCCAGAUUCCCUUCUUCUGUGGCCACUACUCUGAAUGCUGGAAUGUGGGCAGCCAGUGGGCUCUGGAGCAGGCCAAGUACAACCUGGUGAACGAGUACAUGCUGGUGGGAGUAACAGAGGAGCUGGAGGACUUUGUCAUGAUGCUGGAGGCCGCUCUGCCUCGCUUCUUCAGAGGAGCCACUGACCUCUACAAAACAGGGAAGAAAUCCCACCUGAGGAAGACCAGUGAGAAGAAGCCACCCACAAAGGAGUCCAUCGCCAAGCUGCAGCAGUCGGCCAUCUGGAAGAUGGAGAACGAGUUCUACGAGUUUGCUCUGGAGCAGUUCCAGUUUGUCAGAGCGCACGCCGUCAGAGAAAAGGACGGAGAGCUGUAUCUGCUGGCACAAAACUUCUUUUACGAGAAAAUCUAUCCAAAAAACUAAAGAGGCUCAAAGGAGGAGUUCGGAGAAAACACUUGAAAAAGAGGAGGAGAUUGAGACUGAUGGACUCUUGGUGACUGUGGCUGGUUUGUACAUGUGACAUGAGCAUUACAGUGAGAAUCCAGCCUCCGGACGCAGCCUGGUUAGGGCUCUGUUUUCAUAUUGGUGUGAACAGAAUUGGACAAGGACCUCUAGCUUGGUCAGCAGGUUGUGUUCCCAGCAGCACUGCAGGGUCUCCGCUCCCCUUCACUCUCAUUUAAAAGCCUGUCCAUGCAGAGUGCGUCUGCUGGCACGUGCCUGGUGACAGAUUUCCCAACAGCUGGUCAGGCCUGGACUCCUCACUGGCACUGAUCCAGCCAAAACAUUGUCAUCAGCUCUGUACCAUUUGGUUGUGUUUGGUUGUAUUUUAACUCUUUACUAUGGCUGUUUUUUUAUGUAGAGACGGUGACAUUUUCCAUGGUGAACAACAUCCCCAUGCCUCACCACUACUACUAACUUAAAGAGAUUUUAAUGUAAACUGACUACUGUGCUGUAUUAUUUGACUUGAACAAGAACUUUUGAGGUUUUUAUGAAAUAAAAAUCCAUUGUGACCAUAUUUUCCAAGCAAAUGUUUUAUACUGUACCUUAUAUGUGAAGUUGGAUGAGUCUUGAAUGUACAGCUUUGCCCAGAGGGUUUUCUUUCCAAUUUAGUAAGCAUAACAUGAGGCUGUUAAAGUGUGAAUUAAUACUAAAAGUAAAAAUGCUGCUGCUGUCAUAAUUUAUAACUUUUUUAGGCUGUUUCCGUUUCUGAGAUCUUUGUUUGAGUAUAAAAUCUAACCAUUUAUACAGUUUGCACUAUUUAAAAGUUGCAUUUUGUUACUUUUUACAUUUAUUUUGAGUUAUUAUUACAAUUUUAAGUCUGCCUUUUUUGGCAUGCUCUUUAAAAUAUAGUAUGUCGCUAAAUAUCUGCAUUCAUGAAUGUGUUACUCUGCAUGUUAAAGGGGUAUUUCUAUGAUUUAGGACAUUUUUUAUUGGCAUCUCAUCCAAAAGUUUGUCAGUCAGAGCUCUUGCGAAGGACUUCAGCUGUUUUUAAAACUGAUCAUACUGGGCGAUACUAAUUAUUUUUAGUUAUUUUCAAUGCCUAAAUCUAAAGCAACAGGGUCAGUGUUGGAUUAGUUAAUUAAUUGCAUACUGCGAAAGCAAACUUUACCAGCAUUAUACAACAGAAAUAUUUACACUGAGGAAUAUAAUCCACUGUUAAAAGAAGGCAGGAUGAGAUUUUAUGAGAGGGCUAUAGAUCUUAAACCUCUUGCAGACCAAUAUUGAUGAACUACCUUUGUCAGUAUGGAUUUGAUGUAAUUUUCUGGUACAACAUUUUAAGUUUUUUUUUUAAUUCAGCUUACUCAUGAACACAAUCUGGCAGUUACAUCUAUGAAAUAGC